Messenger RNA from Oldenlandia corymbosa var. corymbosa, 849 nucleotides. Lineage: Eukaryota; Viridiplantae; Streptophyta; Magnoliopsida; Gentianales; Rubiaceae. The record is from the annotation of a GenBank genome assembly.
AUGGGCGUUCAUGGAAACCUCAGUUCAGAGCAACUAGACUUCUUCAAAUCUCAAGGGUACUUGGUGUUGGAAUCCUUCUGCAGCCCAGAAGAGAUACAAUCCAUGAGAAAUAGGAUGGCUGAUUUACUUGAUGAAUUUGACCCUUCAACAACUGCUACAAUAUUUUCAACCAAAACUCAUCAACAUGCGACUAAUGACUACUUUUUUGAAAGUGCUGAGAAGAUUUCAUUUUUCUUUGAAGAGAAAGCAUUUGAUGAUGAAGGUAACUUGAAGCAACCAAAGCAAUUAUCAAUCAACAAAGUUGGGCAUGCUUUGGAUGAGCUCGAUCCUGUAUUUAAGAAGUUCUCUAAGUCAGAUAAGCUGUCCGGUUUAUUACUCUCUUUGGAUUACAAGAGACCCGUUAUUAUCCAGUCCAUGUACAUCUUCAAGCAACCAGGUAUUGGUGGUGAAGUGGUACCACACCAGGAUAACUCAUUUUUGUAUACCCAUCCAUCAACAUGCACGGGACUUUGGCUUGCUUUGGAGGAUGCAACCAUUGAAAAUGGCUGCCUUUGGGCUAUUCCUGGAUCCCACAAAAAUGGGCUUGUGAGGAGAUUUGUUAGAGACGAGAAUGGGAUUCAUUUUGAUAAGCCAUCUCCACACUACGAUCAGAAAGAUUUUGUUUCUGUUGAAGUGAAAGCUGGCUCCUUAGUAGUCAUUCAUGGAGAUCUCAUUCACCAAAGUUUUGAGAAUCGGUCCCCGAAAUCAAGGCAUGCUUAUAGUUUACACGUGGUUGAUACAGAAGGUUGCAAGUGGGCAGAUGACAAUUGGAUAAAGAGGAAAGUCCAACCAGAGCCCGUUUACGGUUGA